GCUCGUUUGAGAUAUUUGCAGACUGAACGUGCGCUGUCGCUGCUUUUCGUAAUGUCAGUGGAACUGCAAACGUCCACGGGACGUUCAUCCAGUUUGUUUUCUGUUGGUUGUCUUCAGUGAGUAGUCACUCUUUGAACUGCUACAGCGGAACUCGUCAGAAUAGCCACUGUGAGGACUGCGUGAGUUCACCUGAAAACAUGAGUCUACGAGAAAUUAGUGAGAACGUGAAGCUGGCCCGUGAAUAUGCCUUGCUGGGAAACUACAAUUCAGCCAGUGUUCUCUAUCAUGGAUUGCUCGAACAAAUCAAAAAGUAUGUGUACACCAUGCGGGACAGCAGUUUUCAGCAGAGAUGGCAGCAGUUGUGGCAAGAAAUUAAUGAAGAGAAUCGACAGGUUCAGGAUAUAAUGUCGACUCUGGAGAACUUUCAGUUGGACACGACGCCUGCUAAACCCAGUAACCAUGAUGAUUGUGAAAUAAGGCCUGUACAUGUGGAGCAGAGACAUUCCCCUUGUCCUGUCAGGCGGCCUGCUAACCCCUAUAAAGAUGGCAAACCUCCGAACAACCGCCUGAGUGUGGCUGUGAGGGCCCAGCAGAGGCACUCAUCUCGCGGAGCCAACGGGGACAGAAGCAAACCCUCCAAGGGCAAAGAAAAGAAAGAGGCAAAAGAGGCAAAGGAGGCCUCUGGGAAAACAAAGGAUGAUAAGAACAAAGCAGAAGUCCAGGAGAAGGAAGUGAAAAAAUUUGAUGGGACAGGAUAUGACAAAGACCUUGUGGAGGCCCUGGAGAGAGAUAUUAUAUCUCAGAAUCCAAACGUUAAAUGGGAUGACAUUGCAGACUUGGUAGAUGCAAAAAAACUCCUGAAAGAAGCAGUUGUAUUGCCGAUGUGGAUGCCAGCAUUUUUCAAAGGAAUACGACGACCAUGGAAGGGGGUGCUUAUGGUGGGGCCUCCAGGCACAGGAAAAACACUGUUGGCCAAAGCAGUUGCCACCGAAUGCAGAACCACAUUCUUCAACGUUUCCUCAUCUACUCUCACCUCCAAGUACAGAGGGGAGUCUGAGAAGCUAGUUCGCCUUCUUUUUGAAAUGGCACGUUUCUAUGCUCCCACUACAAUCUUCAUUGAUGAAAUUGACUCCAUGUGCAGCCGCAGAGGGACCUCAGAGGAACAUGAGGCCAGCCGGAGAGUCAAGGCAGAGCUACUGGUGCAGAUGGAUGGUGUAGGUGGAGCAUCAGAAAACGAUGACCCAUCAAAGAUGGUGAUGGUCCUGGCUGCCACCAACUUCCCAUGGGACAUUGAUGAAGCUUUGAGGAGACGACUGGAGAAGAGGAUCUACAUCCCUCUACCUUCAACCAAGGGGCGAGUGGAGCUUCUCAGGAUCAACCUGAAGGAACUGGAGCUGGCCAGUGAUGUGGACUUAGACAAGAUUGCAGAGCAGAUGGAGGGCUACUCAGGAGCGGACAUCACCAACGUGUGCAGGGAUGCCUCUCUGAUGGCCAUGAGGCGAAGGAUUGAGGGCCUCACGCCAGAGGAGAUCCGCAACAUUUCCCGGGAUGAGAUGCACAUGCCCACAACCAUGGAGGACUUUGAGUCGGCUCUGAAGAAAGUGUCCAAAUCUGUGUCUGCAGCUGACCUGGAGAAGUAUGAAAAGUGGAUUGAAGAGUUUGGGUCCUGCUGAAAAAAGGCCAGCAUCCAAGUCAUCUAUGUCUGAAUGUGUAUGUAGUUUGAGGCUUUAUAAUCUGGGUAAAGUGCGCUUUAGCAUGGCUGUGUUUGUCAGGUUGUGUAUUUUUCUCAUUUAGUGUAAUAUGGAAGUAUGGAUGUCAUGAGAACUAAUACUUGGGUACCAAGUCGAUGCCAAACAUCUGAAUACAUGGAUGUACAGUCCUGUAAAUAUUGGAUGUACUGGAGGUGUAAUUUGUCUAGGACUGGCGAGGGCAGCAUAAGAACUACAAGUGUUACAGUCUGAUGUCAAACACAAAGGGAAAAAGGAGGAGGAAGUCAGACACAGCAACAAUAACAACACAUGGAAUGGCAGCUGCUCGAGCAGGUGCAGCAACAAAUCUGCCAAGAAUUGUUGCUUUUCAAAAAAUCAUCAGGGACAGGUUAUAGACAGUGAAAAGCCAGUAUGCAAGCAGUGUCUCAGAGAUUCAUGGUAUUUCAAUGGAAUUAGUACCAACUACCAAAUUUCUGGUAUCAUGACAUCCCUAUAUGAAGAAGGCAAUUGUUUAUUCCAUUAGGUAAAUAAGAGCACUUAAAAUUAGCACCUCUUCCUUUUGUACAUUAUGUUAAUGUUCUAAAAUCUAAAAAGGUGACUGAAGAGUCAUCCUGGAGAACUGAUGGGUAAAUGUAGCUGAUUUUUCUCCCUAACCCAACAUACAGUGGGAGACAAAUCAAAUGUAGGUGUUUAAAAAAACUGACAAAACUGAGGACACAAUGUUUCCAGCACACUGACCAUAGGGUUCAUUUCCAGUCAUGUUUUACUGCUACCUUGCUAAACAUUUGCUUUGUGCCAUAGUGAGAUAUUAAGUCAACUGUUGUUUUUUUUGUAAUGCGCAUUUUAUUUGAAAUUGUGGACCCCUGUGGCUCUGUCACAUAUAUGGAGAUGCAUUUUUUUUAUGAACACAACACUAAUAAAAUAUUUCUAUAAAUAAAGUUAGCAAUGUUUAUGGAUAUUAAAAUUGUCUUACAUUUCAGUCCUCCUCAAUGAUAGUUGUGUUGUCUGUUUACAUGCUAUUUCAAGCCUUGUGAUCAUUUUAUGGCUGUAGUUGGGACAAUAUGGGCUGGGCUUAGUUUAUCAAGUCAGCUGUCCAAAUUAAGUCAACAGAUUGAUAGAACUGUACAAUCAUUCAUGCAUCUAUCGAUUUUUAGACAUUGCUGGUGUGACAUGUAAUUUCAUAUUUUUCCCUCGACUUAUAAUCACUGUUUAAGUCCUAAACUGUAUAUGCAGCAUUCAGACAAGCCUUAACAUUUUCUUUGCAGGAGGUGCUGUUUAAUGUGUUUAGCUUAUGGGUUUAAGAUACCGACCAAACGGCCUGCAACAUCCCUUGUUGCAUGUCAUCCCCAACUGUCUCUCCUCUCAUUUCCUGUCAGUUCUCUGCUGUGUCUUAUCCAAUGAAGGCAAGAAAUACUAUCCCAAAAAUGUUAUGGAACAGAAAAAAAGGCACAUGCUGUUUCUGAAAAUAAAUGAAUCCUUUUAAAUUAUUCGAUUCUCUUCACAGUCAGUCUGCAUUUGGAGAUUCAGGUCUAAGAGCACAAAGAGAUUUGAGUGAUAUGCUCGUACUGGAAAAUUAAUUGACUUGGCUUUAAUUAUAGCUCAAAUUACAAAGUCCAACAAGACCCCAAUAAAUGCUUAUAAAUAUAAACAGUUUUUUAAUGUUAAGGACCCUUCUUAUUGAGGCCUCUGUGCAAUCACCACAUAUUUGAAAAUAAUGCUAUAAGUGCUCACAAUAUGCUCUCAGCCUGCACAACCACAAUAACAGACCCAGAUACACAGUCCAGCAUAAUUCAUACAAUUUAUACACACAAAUGUCUCAAAACAUAUUUUUGUUUUAUUCUUCAGCAACACAUCUGAAUUCAUGCCUGGCAUACUGUUGGCCUUACAGGCUGUUUCAGUGUCAUCUAAAACACUUGGUUGUAUUAAGUGUAAGAAAUUUGGAAUUUGAGAUCACAAUACAGGCUGAGUUGUUUUGAGUUGUCAUGCAGUUUCCUAGUCUUAAUGUAUAAUCUGCUGAUAGAACAGCAAACUGCAUUCACUAGCUAGACUACACAUGCACCUUUUGCUAACGCAGCACAUCAUGCAUCCUGCAUCUUAACUGAACCCUGGGGAGUCUCAGCUGCUCUGAUGUGCACAAGCUGAUGUUUAAGCGUGACAAGUGAGUUCUGAAAUCAACUCAAAAAUCAUGCUAACACUUGCUGAGUUUUGAAUUAAUGAUACCCACAAUACCCUGCCUUGUGCCCUAGUCUGCUUGGUCCCCCCUCACACAGCCUGUUGAAGCACUGGAAAUGAUGAUCAGAAGAUUUAUCAUCUCAGUCAUUCUGCUCCAUAAAUCACGAUGAGACUUGCCACAAAAAAAGAAAAUAAGAAAAAAGGAACAUUCAUGCAGUUUUCACUCCCAAAUUCAAAACUAAGUGCAGACUCCUUUGUUACAAUAAUUUACACUUUGAACGUCUUGUGCAGACACUGCAUUUUACAUUGGUCCAGUCAUAGCAGUAAUUUUUCUCAUACAUUUAGAGUGCAUAGGCAAUCUGAACAACUCGCUCACUUACAUUCUUCAUUAUUUGUAAAAGAAAGCCACACACAAAAUCAACCAAUGCAAAAUAAAUGAUCAUCCCUCCCUUUAGUGACAGAAUUCUCACAACAGUCACCGAGGCACUGUGAAGAAUGACAAUCAACAUAAUGAACCCUUAGGCCUCUUAGGAAGGUGUUCUUUUCAAUAACAUUCAGAUCCAGUUGUAGUGAUGUGGGAGGGACACAUGAUCAAUGAAUGCAGACACAACAUUUAUAAUAACAUAAUGCUUUUUUUUUUUUUUUUUUUUUUUUAA
Messenger RNA from Lates calcarifer (barramundi perch), 4537 nucleotides. It is a transcript of the gene katna1, whose product is annotated as katanin p60 (ATPase containing) subunit A 1. Gene Ontology annotation, cellular component: microtubule cytoskeleton. The record is from RefSeq and is a predicted model, not a curated record. Gene Ontology annotation, molecular function: microtubule severing ATPase activity; ATP hydrolysis activity; microtubule binding. Gene Ontology annotation, biological process: microtubule severing. NCBI's taxonomy places the organism in Eukaryota, Metazoa, Chordata, Actinopteri, Centropomidae.